AUGCAGCAGGACCCCAACAAGUCGCACCAGACGCAGCAGUCCGUCCAGGACCAUGCAGAGCAAGUCCUACGCGAGCAGCUGCUUGCUGCCCAUCUCCAGAAUGCCGCUCAUCCUGCUCCGCCGCCGCCUCGCCCGCAGCCUGGUGUCGCCGCUCACCUCCAGGCCGCCGCGGCUGCUGCCGGCGCCGGCGGGCAGAGAGACCACAUCAACAUAGACCCAGCCAUAUCAGGCAUGCCGGGAGCUCAGCAGGUGCAUACCACGGCUGGCAUGCUCGCGCAGCCGCCGCAGGCCCAGGUCCAGGUCGGCCAGCAGGACAUGGGCGGCGGAGGGUCCAUGGACGAAGGUAGUGACUCGCGCAAGAUCUACGGUAAACGCGAACUCUCGUCUUCCAAGCGCGCCGCCCAGAACCGUGCUGCUCAGCGCGCGUUCCGCCAGCGCAAAGAGGGGUACAUCCGCAAACUUGAAGAACAGGUCAAGGAAUACGAGAUGCUACUGGAGAACUACAAGGCCAUCCAGGCUGAAAACUACCAGCUACGCGAAUACAUCAUCAGCCUGCAGUCACGGCUCAUCGACUCCCAGAACGAAGUCCCAGAGUUGCCCGGUAACAUUGACCUGAGCCAGCCGCGUCCAGAGCCGGCCAUGCUUACAUCCCCAGGCCAGCAGCAGGGACAGCAGGGACAGCAACAGCAGGCCCAUCAGCAGGGUGGCGCCGGAGCAGCCGGCCAGCCAGGCGCAGGUCAGCAUGCCACCUCCAGACCGCAGUCAGAGCUAAACGCACUCAACCAGAUCGCCGUUGCGGGCUUGGGCAUGAGGAAGCACCAGCAUGAGGAGGCCGCGUUCUUGGGGCAGAGCGGGAACUUCUCCAAGCGCACCAGGCAGGAUGGACAGGAUGACACGCAGGGAGAACAGUCCAAGUCUGAUCAGCUCUAG
Arthroderma uncinatum is the source of this 930-nucleotide messenger RNA. RefSeq lists its product as uncharacterized. Gene Ontology annotation, cellular component: RNA polymerase II transcription regulator complex. NCBI's taxonomy places the organism in Eukaryota, Fungi, Ascomycota, Eurotiomycetes, Onygenales, Arthrodermataceae. The coding region runs from base 1 to 930 and encodes 309 amino acids. The transcript is spliced from 4 exons. Gene Ontology annotation, molecular function: DNA-binding transcription activator activity, RNA polymerase II-specific; transcription cis-regulatory region binding. The record is from RefSeq and is a predicted model, not a curated record.